Tigriopus californicus is the source of this 1581-nucleotide messenger RNA. RefSeq names its product pre-mRNA-splicing factor 18-like (gene Prp18). Gene Ontology annotation, cellular component: U5 snRNP; U4/U6 x U5 tri-snRNP complex; U2-type post-spliceosomal complex. The record is from RefSeq and is a predicted model, not a curated record. The transcript has 5 exons. Gene Ontology annotation, biological process: RNA splicing; generation of catalytic spliceosome for second transesterification step. The coding region runs from base 470 to 1522 and encodes 350 amino acids. NCBI's taxonomy places the organism in Eukaryota, Metazoa, Arthropoda, Copepoda, Harpacticoida, Harpacticidae.
CCUCUCGGAUCUCAGUGAUUGUUGCAGCUAGAGAUAUCAAGUUUGCCACGAAAAGCGGGGUUUUCUCUUCCUUUCUAGCCCAUAGUUGUGGGCAAGUUGUUCCAUCAAAAGGCUAAAUUUCAGAAUGACCAAGAAGGCUAAUGAUUUAUUAACUGAAAAAUUCUUUGGCCAGAUCAGAUCUAAGAAAAGAGGGUCAAUUGGACAACUUAACAAAUGCAUGAAAAUCACUGGGGAUAGGUGUGAGAUAACAACUUUGUCAACCUCGCCAGUCCCGCCGUUAUCACGCCGGUUUAUCCACCCUCGUUCAAGGACUUUGAAAUAAAGUGUUCUGCCAAAGUAGCAACACUGAAACCAAACUGACGUUGCAUCGUCAAAACAAACGGAAUGAACCUCAGCCUCAAGAAGACAUCAAGAACAAAUAUUCUUUGAUUGGCGAUCCGUCACCUCCGAUUCGAUCAAGCCAUUCAAUAUGGACUUUCUCAAGGCUGAAAUUGAGCGAAAGAAACGGGCUAUUGCUCAGACCAAUGUUAUGGCCCCGGAUAAGAAGUACUUCAAGCGAGGGGAUUUGAGUGCCAAACAAGAAGAGGAUUAUCGGAAGAAGUACGGUCCCCAGAAACCCGACUCUCCGCCUAAAGUAGAAGAGGAUGUGGUGCGUGAUCAAUCAACCAGCCAACAUUCAGGCGAAUCUGGACCGAAUAUGCCCGCAUUACCACGGGUUGAAGUGAUUCGUCGUCUCAGGGAACGACUAGAGCCCAUCCUAGUCUUUGGUGAAGAGGAAGAGGAGGCGUGUCAACGGCUACGACAAAUCGAAAUGGACGAACCAGAGCCAGUCCAAGGAAUUCGUAAUGAUUUCAAAGAUGCCAUGGAUAAAGUGGACCAGGUUUAUCUACAAGAAGUGCUGGCCUCGCAAGUUGGAGAGGGUGAAGAGGUGGAGCCCAGCAAGCGGACCAAGUACGAUACCCAAUUGUAUGAAUCCGAAAUCACCUACGAUGACCUCUUAGAAAUGGUCAAGAAAAUCAACCAAGGCGACAUAGCCCACGAUCAUAAAGUAGUCAACGAGUUCAUCAAGCUCAUGCUCAAGUUAUGGGGAGCCGAGUUACAAGAGCGGGAUGAGGCCACCAAAAUGUCCAUUAAAGGCAAAAUAGAGGCUGGUACGUAUGCCCAAACAAGAACAUAUUUGAAGCCCCUCAUUCGGAUGUUGCGGAAACAGACGGUCACGGAUGACAUCCGAGACUCGCUUUUGAAAAUGAUCCGUUUCGCAUUAGAACGAAAUUACAUCACUUGUAACGAAGCCUACAUGGAAAUGGCCAUUGGAAACGCUCCUUGGCCCAUUGGAGUGACGAAUGCGGGUAUUCACGCCCGUCCGGCCCGUGAAAAUAUCUAUUCAAAACACGUGGCGCACGUGUUGAAUGACGAAACACAGCGCAAAUACAUUCAGGGGCUCAAACGAUUGUUCACGAAAGCCCAACAGUAUUACCCCACGGACCCUUCUCGGUCCAUCGAUUUCACCCGAAAAGAGUAACGACGGGGCCAAUGUCGAGUUUCAGUGAGGUGUAAAAUAUAUUUCAGUUUCAUGUUGAA